AUGCUUGUUCCGAGGUCCGUCAAACGCAAGUAUGAACACGCAACAGAGCCUGUAUCCACAACAACAACAACAACAACGACAUCACCACCACCAGCAAAGCGACAUGCAGUAGAGACAACACCGUCAACACCCCAUGAGGACGACGACGACGAGCCGAUCAAACGAUUGUCAUCGCAACAGCGACUUGCCACGAUCGGCAGUGACGAACCGAUUUGUGUCAUUUGCAGCAAAUAUGGAGAGUACAUUAACGACGACACGGAUCACGAUGUGUGUAGUCUCGAGUGUAAAGGCAUUGAUACCCGUAUGACAAAACCCACGGUGACACCCAGUCGACCAUCCGAUGCGAUUGUGCAGCCUUAUGUUGCUGAUACGCUCCAUGCCAAACUCACCAACUACACUGAGCCACUUGAUCUUGCCAGCAUGACAUCAUCACAGCUCCAACUGAUCCUCAAGGCACAAGAAAUCCAACUAAGAGGAAGCAGUGUACCACAUCCCAUCACGAGUAUGGAUCAAUGCAAGCACGUCCUGAGUCAGCCAUUGAUACGCAACUUGGAUCAAGAAGGAUUAUGGGGAAUGGCUACGCCUGUGCAGCGACUAGCAGUACCAAGCAUGUUGGCAGGUCGAGAUGUGAUUGUGGUGUCUCCUAGCAGUUCAGGCAAAACGACAUCUUUUCUUAUCCCUUUGGUGGCCCAUUGUCAAUCAUUAUCCAUCAUGCAUGAACAUAAACGACGCUCUGGUCCCUAUGCACUUGUUCUUGCACCAACACGUGAUCUAUGUGUCCAAAUUGAAUCGACAUUGAAACGACUUGUGGCAGGUAUACAGAGUAUGAGGACAGCCUUGUUGGUGGGUGGCAUACCAGUAGCGGAUCAGCUGUAUCGAUUACGCAAAGGUGUUCAGAUCGUUGUGGGCACACCUGGAAGAGUCACCAUGAUUGCAAGCUCCUUUCCACACAUGUUGCGUCUUUGGCGAAUGCAUAUGGUUGUUUUGGAUGAGGCAGAUGUGUUGCUGCAACAAGCUGGUUUACGUACACAAACCAAGGAGAUCCUGGAUCGUCAUUUGAGUACAAGCACUUUACGUCGACAAACAGCUUAUUUUUCAUCAUCACCAGAGAUCACCAAAAAAGCAUAUUGUCGACGUCUUGUGAAGCCGAUUGAGAUUCUCGUGGGCCAAGUGAACGAAAAGGAGGAAGCAAGGGCAUUGAAAGCAACACCUCCCAAUGUCAAGCAAACCGUUUUAUGGGUCGAGAAUGCGAGCAAAGCCAAACGACUGUUAUCUAUUUUGGAUGAUCCCAAGUACUUUACAGCACCCGUGGUCGUGUUUGUGGAUUCUGGAUUGGGCGCAGAGUAUCUUAAACGAUCCUUGCUGAAACGUCGAAGGGAUUGGCGCAUCGCUGCCAUUGUCCAACAAGAACAUUCCAUUGAUGAUCGUAAAGCCGUGAUUGAAGGGAUGAAUCAAGAUCCACCCGCUUGGGACGUGGUGAUUGCAACAGACACGCUUGCACGUGGCAUCGAUCUUCCACAUGUCAGUCUUGUGAUCAAUUACGACAUGGCGUCAUCACUGGCGGAUUAUAUCCAAAGGAUCAGCAGAGCUGUCAUUCCAGAUUCUCUUAUCGAUACCUCAAAACGAAAACGUGGAUGGGCCAUUACAUUUAUCAAUAAGGACGACAAGCGAUUACUUCCAUCCUUUGCCAAGUUCCUUUCCACCAAAUCAUCAGUCGAUGUCACCCCGAUACCCAAUGAGCUCAAACACUUUUUACAGAAUGAAUAA
Molecule: messenger RNA, 1767 nt
Organism: Lichtheimia ornata
Lineage: Eukaryota; Fungi; Mucoromycota; Mucoromycetes; Mucorales; Lichtheimiaceae
Exons: 2
Coding region: 1-1767 (588 amino acids)
Molecular function (GO): ATP binding; nucleic acid binding
Source: RefSeq, a predicted model, not a curated record